AUGCCUCUGCUGGUGGAGGGGCGGCGGCUCGACCCGGCCCGGCCUCUCCGGGAGCUGCUGCGCGCCUUCCCGGAGCUGGAGGAGCAAGCCAAACAGUUCCGCAGCCAACCUGCUCAAGCGGUGGGACCAAAAGGACUUCUCUAUGUCCAGCAAAGAGAAUUUGCUGCUACCACGUCCAAAGAUGGUUCCGUUUCCAUUCUUGGCUCAGACGAUGCUACAACGUGCCAUUUUGUGGUCCUGAGACACACAGGGAGUGGAGCAAUUUGUCUAACUCACUGUGAUGGAUCAGAUACCGAAACAGAAGUUCUGCUGGUGAUAAAUGCAGUAAAAGUGCUUUCUCCAACCACUGACUGUGGAAGGUUGGAGUUGCAUCUGAUUGGAGGUUUUUGUGACGACCGGCGCCUGUCUCAGCGUCUUACCAGUCAACUCUUAAGAGCGUUUGACCGUCUGCUAGAUAAUGUUUAUUUGAUGACAUUCUGUGUCACAGAACUGAAUGACCGCCAGGAAAAUGGCAGGCAUUUGCCAUAUAUUUAUGGAAUUGCUGCGAAUGUUAAAACUGGUGAGAUUUUCCACGCCACGUUUCCAGACCGAGGCCCUGAUGAAGACAUGCGGUCUGCCAGGGUCUUAGCAGGAGCAAAGAUGAUCAGCAUUUACGACCCGAAGAAGGAACAACUUUGCAUUGGGCCUUACUACUGGAUGCCUUUCCCCCACGUGGAUUUCUGGUUGGAGCAGAGCAACCAGAGCAUCUUACAGAAUCUCUCCACUUCGCCUCUGGCGGAGCCCCCCCAUUUCGUGGCCCACAUCCGAGCUACUCUGCUCUACCUAAGAGAACAUCCGUUCCCCGAUAAGACUCUCUUCCCCACACAGAAACCUCGCCUCUACAAAAAAAAUGCGGAGGGCUUGUGGGAGAGAGUCUCUGGCCAGAUCUGACCCAAAGCAGAGGAACCAGGAGCACUCCGGAAGUGAAAAUCAAGGAAGAUGGUCAGAGACCUUCCCUAUGACGUGCACAUUCACCUUUGUGAGCCCCACAAAGACAUCGGGGAAAACCAGCGUGUGGUUUUGCGCCCUCCCCCCAAAUAUCCCGUGUUUUCCAAAACAGCCAGCCAAUUCGGUGCAAAAUUAGGAAAUCUUUACACAUUUCAUGGGGUUGGGUCCAAAGUUCUCAAGAACAUAAAAAUGGGCCUCCGUAGUAUUACAAAGAAGGAGGUGGAACCUGAUUGUUGGUACUCCCAUCCUUGCUCUCUCAAGUUUUCUGGCUUUCGUCAUUUCUUCAGGACCAGCCUCAAAGUAGCCAUUCUGCUUGCUUCGUCAGAGCUAGGUCCUUGAUAAAAUAUCAGCUGGAGAACCUUCCCAUGCUGGAAUGAAGCGGUGUGGUCCCUGUUCUAGAGUACAGAUGGUCCGUUUCAAGGCCUGACCUGUUCCGGUGAGGUUGGAAUGACCCAACAUGAGGACGCUUCAGGUAGGGUUAGAACAUGACCUUGACACAAGAUGUUUCGGUGAAGACCUUCUGACCUAGACAAUUUUGCUCCUCUCUGGAACUCUCUCAGUGUUGGGGGAGUUUUCAUAUGAAGCUAGACCUUGUUGGUGCCACAUGAGAAGAAGCUGCUCCAGACUAAUAAUAGAUAUUUGUGUUGAGUCUCCGAGCAAUAGCUAAAGAAUGUUGACCAUGACAUUCUUCUUGGACUGAGGACCAAAUGUAUGCAAGCAAAUAUGUUGGGUGGGACUUGCCUACAUACCUAUCCUCUGAUAGGGACUUUGGAUCUUUGUGCAGCUCAACGUGUGUGUGUGUGUGUAUGUGUGUGUGUGAGAUUCUCCUCAAUUCCUUUUUAAAGUUGAUUUUUCUACCAUGAAUCUCCAUAACUGGUCAUUAUUCCAGCAAGAAAACCACACGGCUUCAGGUACGACUUUCAAGGCACACGUCUGUAUGGACAACAUUCAAGUUUUUGUUCCGGCUUUUUCAGGCUGUAUUUUUCUCCACUGUUCAGCUUCCUGUUCUGUCAGAAACUGGGAGAAUCUAGCCUGAAUCUCACCGUCGCUGUGUCUUGCAGCAUCCAAGGUGGUGGGGUUUUCAUUUAACCAGAUCCAUCAAACCGUUGAAUGUAGCCAAAAUAACAUAUAUGACGAUUAAAGGCAGUCUCCGCUUAAAUCUUUUCCAUUUGCUUAAACAAAAACAAAACCCAUGUCUUUUAUUAUACCCAUUUCUAAACAAGGAUCCGACCAUUUUAUCAAAUGUAUUGCUUUUGUUAACUAAACCCAAAAGCUUUUCCAAACACCUCUGCAUGUAAUGAAACUUUUAAAACUGUUUAAUGAUUUAAUCUGGUUUUCUUUUGAGGUAUUUAUGUGUCUCUGAAGUAGGUACGUUUCUUCUUCUUUGCUGAUGUUCUACAAUUUCUGGACAAGGCUGAACAUCCCUCUGAGGUAUUUGGGAAUGUGCCAGACCUACGGAAGCUAAUUAUAGGGGA
Messenger RNA from Protobothrops mucrosquamatus (brown spotted pit viper), 2462 nucleotides. RefSeq names its product N-terminal asparagine amidase (gene NTAN1). The record is from RefSeq and is a predicted model, not a curated record. The transcript is spliced from 10 exons. Gene Ontology annotation, cellular component: nucleus. NCBI's taxonomy places the organism in Eukaryota, Metazoa, Chordata, Lepidosauria, Squamata, Viperidae. Gene Ontology annotation, molecular function: protein-N-terminal asparagine amidohydrolase activity. The coding region runs from base 1 to 930 and encodes 309 amino acids. Gene Ontology annotation, biological process: ubiquitin-dependent protein catabolic process.